Messenger RNA from Monomorium pharaonis (pharaoh ant), 2172 nucleotides. RefSeq lists its product as uncharacterized. NCBI's taxonomy places the organism in Eukaryota, Metazoa, Arthropoda, Insecta, Hymenoptera, Formicidae. Gene Ontology annotation, cellular component: membrane. The transcript is spliced from 3 exons. The record is from RefSeq and is a predicted model, not a curated record. Gene Ontology annotation, biological process: sensory perception of taste. The coding region runs from base 306 to 1637 and encodes 443 amino acids.
CAUAAUUUUUUCUUAUUUACUUUAGCACUUAGAGAAUUUACUUAAUUAAUUUUAUUAGAUCUAUUUAAUUUAAUCUGUUACGUUUAUGGGGAGGGGCAGCUAAUGGCACACAAUCUAAUAUUGCACAAGUGCAGAAGUAAUACGUCGUUCUUCGUCGUCACAUGCAAUAUUAGCAAAAAUUCACGGCGUAAAAGUGUUUCGCUUUCAAAAAACUUAUUUUUUUUUUCUACAAAGUAUUCUAUACAGAGAGGAGCUUUAAUGUAAGUAGCAAAACGCAUCGAUUAACAAGAAAAUAAAAGACGAAAAUGGUGGAGAUCUAUAUGCCAGACGACAAUUUACUGUCGAUAGAACACUAUUUACAACCUAUAGUGUACAUUUCCUGUCUCCUGGGCGUCGGCAUUGCACAUCCGCGAAAAUGGCCCAAGAUUGUAACAAUAAUCAUACGUAUUGUUCACCUGGUUUUGUGUACAUUUAGUCUGAUAAAUCUCUUCUAUAAUUUUGUAUUGGAUUGUAUAGAAGAUAAAUUUAAUGUAUUCUGCGGUGCAAUUGCACUAAGUAUUAACGUAAUUUAUCACGUGUCGUCAUAUUACUACAUUUAUCAUGGAAUCAGACAUCAUGACAAGUGGUUGAAGCUAAUGGACAAAAUAAAGGAAGUCGAUCAGAAGAUCAAAAGAGAAACACACAUUAAUGUCAAGCCAUUAAAAAUCCUGGAAAUUGUAGCUAUUAUCGUGACUUUUACUUGCUGUCCUUUAUUGCUGUCUGUUCACGCCCUGUAUAAGUUUAUAUAUUCGUCUGUUGUGGUGAAAGACUUGUUGAGUUACUACAUAUUGGCUCAGUCGACGAUCAACUGCUUUGUUUUUGACGUUGUCGUCUAUAUAUUGUAUCACAGAUAUCAAACGAUAAAUAAGUUGUUGGGCCAGAUGGAUCUAUCUGGUACGUCAAAACGAAUCGCAUUUAAGAUUAAAUGCAUCAGAGAAAUGCAUUACGAUAUUUGUGAUCUUGUCGUCAUGAUAAGUGAUAUUCAUGGCUUUUAUCUUUUCAUUGUUUCGAUAAACUGUCUCGACACGGCUGGGUUGGCAGUGUUCGAGAUCAUACAGAUGAUUAAAUAUAACACGAUAUGUAAUGAUGAGGAAAUAUAUGUGUUAAAAAAUAUUUUCUUUUUGAUCAUGUAUAUCAUGCAAUUUUACCUGACAUAUUGGAUUUGCCAACUCAUUUAUCAGGAGUUUGACAAAACCGGGACAAUUAUAUGUGGGAUUCUAUUAAAAUGUAAAUCUGUGAAUCUCGAUACACUAAAUGAGACAAGGAAUCAAUUUAAUCUAGAGGUACGAUUGCCAAUGAAAGAUUUAGGCACCCAGCAAAAAUGUUAUUCGUGUAACAAUCUGAAUUACGUCGCCAUGGAAAAUUUGUUGCGUCAAUAUCCGAACCGAGAAUGGUCGAGUCAAAACCUGGACUGUGUCAGAAACGAAAUCAAUGACUUUUCUGUUCAAUUGCAGCAUCGUCGUAUAGCUUGCAAGUUCUUCGAAGUUAAUAACUUCAUUAACAUUAUUAAAUUAACAUACGUUAAAUUUAUGAUCCUGGCUUGUCUAGCAGUCCUUAUUCGAUUCUAUGAAUUAGCUAAAAUUGGGAGCAGUUAUUAGCGGUAUCAGCUAAUGCUUGUCUAAAUUUUAAAGCUGUGUUUCUUUGCAUUAAAUUUGCACUGCAAAUUAUCGAAUAGUUUUCUAAAUGUUAAUAUUUAAUAAUUAAAGAAGAAUGUCAGAAAAAUUUAUAAAUUGUUGUAAAACUUUUAAUAUUAAAACUUUUGUUUUCAUACUUGGAUUUGAAAGAAGAAAACGUAAGAAAAGCGUAUGUAUUUUUAGCUCAUAAGAUAAGGGAUAGAUCUAUAUCAGUGUAUCUACUGGUUUACAUUAAGGAAGAUUAUUUAGAUAAAUUAAAUUUAUUUAUUUAAGUAUUAUAUAUAAUGUAUAACUUAUAAUAUAUAUGUACUGUUGUUCAACGGAAAUCAGGAAAGAUGGUUGUUUCUUCAGGAGGAAAAGUGUUAGAAAACUGUUAUUCUUUUUUAUGUACGGACUAUUAAUAGGCACACGGUAUAAAAUAAUGUAAUAUUAAAAAUUUAUUUCUUUAAAUAAUGUAAUAAUGCUGCACCUAUGCUUUUAAGAAUAAAUAUAAAUUCAU